Messenger RNA from Meloidogyne enterolobii, 674 nucleotides. NCBI's taxonomy places the organism in Eukaryota, Metazoa, Nematoda, Chromadorea, Rhabditida, Meloidogynidae. The record is from the annotation of a GenBank genome assembly.
CAAAAAGAAUUAUGCCUUUAAUUGCACCACCGCCAAAACCUGGUCGGAUACGUGUUUACCGAGUGAUUGAUAACUUUUUACAAGAUGAGUAUAAUCCACUAUCAUUAACUAUUGAUGAUAUUGUUUAUUUACGCGAAACAAAAGGAGAUGCUUUUGAAUUAAAAUGUCCCCAAAAGGGCUCAUCAUUGUCAGAACUCUACAAAAAGGAAAUUGUUGAAACAAAAUUGGAGCUUAUUGAAUUCCCUUUACACGAAGCUGCCAAAAUGGGGGAUUGUAAUUUUUUAAGGGAAUGUUUGGAAAAUAAGGUAUCCGUAAAUAGCCUAGAUCGAUCCUCUUCUACAGCAUUACAUUGGGCUGCCUAUACGGGACAUUUUGAUAUUUUGGAAAUUUUAUUGACAAUUUCUAAUGUUGCCAUAUCAGCACAAAAUAAAUUGGGUGAUACCCCUCUACAUGCUGCUUCCUCCAAAGGUCGAAUUGAAUGCGUCCAAUUACUCGUCGAUUCUGGAGCUAAUUUACAAAUAAAAAAUUCGCAGGGGAAACGUCCUAUUGAUGUAGCAAUAAAUCCAGAGAUUGCUUCUUUUCUACAAACAACAAUGUCGGAAAGGGGGUUAACUGAAUUGGAAGCUGCUGAUUAUUUGGGUGAUGAAGAAGAUGAGGAAUCCAUUGGUGAUUAA